Molecule: messenger RNA, 1357 nt
Organism: Momordica charantia (bitter melon)
Lineage: Eukaryota; Viridiplantae; Streptophyta; Magnoliopsida; Cucurbitales; Cucurbitaceae
Source: RefSeq, a predicted model, not a curated record
UACGCUCGCGACGCACCGGUUUCGGAGAAACAUUGUGAGGCUGCCAUGGCCGUUGAACAGGUUGACGGGGUUCAAUGCGUUUUGGUACUCGCAUCACCUUCUGGGUUUUGUUUAUGUUCUGCUUCUUGUACAUGGGACUUUCUUGUUCCUUGCUCACAGCUGGGCUCAGAAAACAACGUGGCUGUAUAUCUCCAUUCCUUUGCUGCUCUAUCUUGGGGAGAGGAGCCUUAGAGCCUGCAGAUCUGAGUAUUACUCUGUUGAGAUUUUGAAGGUUUCGGUGCUGCCGGGGAAUGUGUUCAGCUUGGUGAUGUUGAAGCCUCGAGGAUUCAAAUACAGAAGUGGGCAGUACAUAUUCCUUCAAUGUCCUGCAAUUUCUCAGUUCGAAUGGCACCCAUUUUCUAUCACUUCAGCGCCAGGAGAUGAGUAUCUGAGCGUGCACAUCAGGACUGUGGGCGACUGGACUAGGGAGCUCAAGUGCGUCUUCACCGACCAUGUCAACUCCAAACCCCUCCCCGGCAGGGCCAAACUCGGCCACUUGGUCAAGAUGGAACGAGAAAGCCAGCCGAGAUUGCUGGUGGAUGGACCAUAUGGAGCGCCCGCACAAGACUACCAAAACUAUGACGUGCUUCUCCUCGUCGGACUCGGGAUUGGGGCCACCCCCUUCGUCAGCAUCCUCAAGGAUCUUCUCAACAACACCAAAACCAUGGAAGAACACACGCCAACGGGUUCAACAACAGAAACAACCAGAUCAGAAGACAGCUCAAACAGCUUUGGUUCCUUAAACACGACGCCAAGUGGAAAGAGGAAGUUUCAAAGUAGGACGGGGACGGGGCAGGCGCAAGCUUACUUCUAUUGGGUGACGAGGGAAGCCGGUUCUUUGGAGUGGUUCAAAGGGGUGAUGGAUGAAGUAGCAGAGAUGGACAGAAAGGGCCAAAUCGAACUCCACAACUACCUGACGAGCGUGUACGACGAAAGUGACGCAAGGAGCACAUUGAUCACCAUGGUUCAAGCUCUCAACCAUGCCAAACAUGGCGUCGACAUCCUCUCUGGAACUCGAGCGAGGACUCACUUUGCUAGGCCGGAGUGGAAGGAAGUGUUCGGGAGAAUAGCAUCGAAACAUGCUUACAAGACGGUGGGAGUGUUCUACUGCGGGAUGCCGUUGCUAGCCAAGGAACUCAACGCCCUCUCGCUCGAAUUCACUCGCAAGACUGCCACUCGAUUCGAGUUCCACAAGGAAUAUUUCUGAUUUCAACAACUCAACUACGAGGGAUCAAAAAGAGUUCUUAUAGUUUUACCCUUUUAGUUACAUGUACAUUCAAUUACCAUAUAUUAUACGUUACCCUACAUUCUUUUUUAA